AUGGCUGACCCCGCUCGCCAGGUUGAUGAACUUUUGGGCUCCAUUGAUCUCACAGAUGCCGGGGGGAUUGCGGACCAUGAAGCCCAGGCCCAGUCUGCAGUGCCCAGCUUUGAUCUCGACAUACCUGUUGCACGCUCCGACCAAGACAUUCCCGACAGUCAGCUGCUGUCCAUGCUUGAGGACGAUGAAGUGUGGGACGGCCCUGCUCCUUGUGCCCCGGACCCUUCAUGUGCUGCUGGUAUUUCAGACUUGGAGAGGGAGUGGUACUUGAUUGCGGGAUCUUUCGGGGCUGCUGAUGCUGUGAGCGCGCCCUGUGAGCCGUCACCACCGAGCUUAGAGCCUGAGCAACCUCCGGCGGUCCCUUUGGACAGCACCGCCGAGGACCAGUUGCAGCAGAGUGCAGUGGGGCAUAUCCAUAAGAGGCUCCGCAUGGAGGCCCCGCUUCUCCCGUGGGAACGGCAACCUUUUGCCGCAGUCUUCGGGGGCCCAUCCUGGCUGGAUACCUUGCAACGUCAGAUCAGCAUGGAUCUAAUGCCUGGGGUGGGUAGCGCCGAUGUUCUUAAGCCUGCGUUGCCUAAGGUUCAUGCCCCUAAGCCCCAGAUUGUUGCUGCGUCACUUUCGAACCGCCUUCACCGCUUCAGGCCGGAGGCUUCCGAUGAGGAUGUUCGCAAUCUUGCUUUGGCCAAACUCAAGGUAUUGAUUACUUGCGACCCGCUAGCCAGCGAGCUGGGUAAGUCCUUGAUUGAUAAGCUUGGAGGUCUUGUGAAAGAGGCUGUGGUAGCCCAGUCCUUUGCAGAUGCUUUCCGUGCCAAGGCGUCGUCCACGCUUAACGGGCAUGCGUGUGCUCUCACAAGGUUUAGUGCAUGGUGUGCUCGCCAAGCUGCCGAGCCUCUGCGUGCUGACGAGGAACAGCUAUAUGCGUACUUGUGUGAGAUGAGGUCUUCCAACCGGGGGGCUACUUCUGGGAACAAGUUCUUGCAGUCGCUGACUUUCUUGGAGCAUGCUGUCGGACUACUUUUCAUGUCAACUGAUGUGGUGGCUUCCGCGAGGGUUCGGGGCGUCGCUCGAGACAUGGCCCUAACCAAGGCUCCUCUGUCUCAGAGGCCCCCACUCACGGUGGAGCAGGUCUCGGCUCUGGAGGCCCUCAUGGUCAAUGACUUGAAUGACACCGACGCCUGUGUGCUAGGCCAAAUUCUUUUCGCAGUUCACUCAGCUGGAAGAUGGAGGGACAUACAAGGAUUACAAUCUGUUGAUGUCUCCGAAGGUUCUGAGACCGUCCUGUUGCUGGCAAAUGGUCUAAAGAGCAAGACCACGCACACGGCUGAGGCCCAGAGGAGGCUGCUGCCGAUGUUGCUAUCUCCACUGGGGUCUCGGGCUACGACUGGGGAGACCGGUGGCUCACUGCUCGAAGGAACGAGGGCCUUCAGUGGGGAGGGGAUUUUUGCCUAUUGGAGCACAGCCCGCGUGGGCUCGGGUGAAGCAUCUGCAUAUCUUCGGGACUUCCUUGAGGCUGUCAGCUUGCCCAACCCCAGGGUUGGAACCCACAGCCUCAAGACCACCUUAUUGACGUGGGCGAGCCGCUCGGUCAGAAUCGACUUCAGUGAGCCGGAAAGGCUACACCUCGUUCACCACUCUGCUCCGGGCACGAGGUCGAUGUAUACAGCAGAGAGGCUUAUUCGAAGCUCUACGCCAAGGUCCUGGCGAUGUUCAAGACGAUCGGGGAUGGAUCGUUCAGCCCAGACCUCCCUCCGGCUCGCCGGGUCGAACAUCUUGCUGAGGCCAUCAUGGUGGGUAGCUCCCAGGCUGCUAGCUUGGGGCCGCAUGCUCCUGCUGGAGAGGAAAGUGCUUCUUCGGAUGACUCCGAAGCCGGUGUCCUCGAGGGCCACGAUGGGCGGCAGGCGCCCGACUUGGUGCGCGGGGCCUUCCCGGACCGCUUCCUUCAGGACAUAG
Messenger RNA from Symbiodinium sp. CCMP2592, 1950 nucleotides. The record is from the annotation of a GenBank genome assembly. NCBI's taxonomy places the organism in Eukaryota, Dinophyceae, Suessiales, Symbiodiniaceae.